Messenger RNA from Cryptomeria japonica (Japanese cedar), 1255 nucleotides. RefSeq lists its product as uncharacterized. NCBI's taxonomy places the organism in Eukaryota, Viridiplantae, Streptophyta, Pinopsida, Cupressales, Cupressaceae. Bases 143 to 889 code for a protein of 248 amino acids. The record is from RefSeq and is a predicted model, not a curated record. The transcript is spliced from 9 exons. Gene Ontology annotation, molecular function: oxidoreductase activity; antioxidant activity.
UAAAUAAAGUCCGGUUUCACCUCUAACCGUACCUUUUGGAAAAGAUAGGGAAUUUCAAAGGGAAGUCGCAAACAUUUCCCAAGAGAGAUAAACUUGAAAUCAAAUCCAAGAACUUUCUGCAUUAUCAUCGUCCUGGUUUCCAAUGGCUAUGGCUGCCAUAGCCGCUUCAGAGCUAUGCACUUCCAUAUUAACACCAAAGAUUUCUUCGCUUGCGCACUUUUCCCCUUCUUUGACACGUACUCGUAAUCUUCUAUUACUUGGCCAUCACAAUUGGAAACAGAGACCAGCAAAAAGAUUAGUCAUUCGAGCUGCCCGAAUACAAUCCAAAGCAGUGCCCCUCAAAUCCAGAGCCCCAAAUUUUGAGCUUCCAGAGCCUUUGACUGGAAAGGUUUGGACAUUGGAAGAUUUCGAAGCAUACCCUGCUCUACUGGUGAUGUUCAUAUGUAAUCACUGUCCUUUUGUUAUUCACUUGAAGCGAGACAUUGUAAAACUUGCCAAUGAUUAUGACCGAAAAGGGCUUGCAACUGUAGCUAUCUCAUCCAAUUCAAUUGUUACUCACCCUCAGGAUGGUCCAGAUUUUAUGGCUGAGGAAGCUAAGAGUUUUGAUUAUCCAUUUCCAUAUCUUUAUGAUGAGACACAAGAAGUUGCACAUGCUUUUGGAGCGGCUUGCACCCCAGAUUUUUUCAUUUUCAAGAAGGAUGGAAGACGACCAUUUGAGCUUUCUUAUCAUGGACAAUUUGAUGAUUCACGACCUAAUAACAAUAGACCCAUUACAGGGCGAGACUUGAGAAUAGCAUUGGAUUGUGUGCUAAGUGCUCGACCCAUAAGUAUUCCACAAAAACCAAGUAUUGGAUGCAGCAUCAAGUGGCACCCAGGUAGCAUGAAAUAGUCUUCUUUGUAGCUUGGGAUAAGCUGUGGUUAAUCAUAAUCAAAAUUUGUUACAUGAGUUGUCACAAUGUUAGAUGUUGGGAACUCUAGCAUUUAUUUCAUUGAGAAAUAUUACUUAUGCUCUAUCACUAUGGUAUGUGAAUCAUGUAGAAAUAUGUAAGAUGAUGGUAUGUGAAUCAUGUAGAAAUAUGUAAGAUGAUUGAUUUUUAUAGGGAUAGGAGAAGUGGAUUUAAACAGAUGAAGGGUAAAACAUUUUGCAAUUGAUAAAUUUUUCUUGUGGGUAAUAUUGGACAUAGAUUCCAUGAUUGACAAGUAUUAUUUGUUGCAAUGCACCACAUCCAAUAAAUUGAACACAUUAUUUCACCAA